UCAUACACGUGCUGUGAGAACUCUUUCCAACACCCAAUUAAUUAAGCAAUUUUUGAGGAGUAGAGUAAAUGUUUUAUGAAGAUUUUAUGAUAUUAAGCAAUUUAUAUUAAUAGCUACAAAUAUAGCUAGUUUGAUAUAGGAAGAAGGAAUUAAUUGUCCUUUUAUAGUAACAUAGAUUAAGACAGAAGAUGGCAUGCAUUCCGCAGCAUGUGCGUGUAUGCAUAAUUGGUGCAGGUGUAGCGGGUCUUAGUGCUGCUCAGAAGCUUAUUCAGGCUGGAGUAAAAGACAUUGUUGUCCUUGAGGCUCAGGAUAGAAUAGGUGGAAGAGUCCACACAAUAGAACAUGGUGAUCAUAUCUUGGAGUUUGGCGCACACUGGAUCCAUGGAGAGGAAGGGAAUGUCGUCUAUGAGUGGGCCUCACAAAACAACCUUGUGGAUGAUGAACCCACUCUUACGCAGACAGGUAUUGGUGAAACAGUAUUUGUCAGAGAAAAUGGAGAAGUUGUACCACCAGAGAUGAUCGAAGCUUUUGAAGUGGCUUUUGCAAAUCUCGAGGAACAGGCAGAGAAGGACUUCCCUUCCUACCCACACUCUGUUGGGCAGUACUAUAAAGAACAAUUCAAGUCACUCAACCAGUGGAGUGUCAUUGGAGAGGAAUUGCUGAACUGGAGGGGAAAUUUUCAGAACUGCAUUGAUGGUACUGAUUCCUGGUACGAUUGUUCAGCAAAAGGACAUACUUGCUACAAGGAAUGCCCUGGAAACAUUGUGGUCAACUGGAAAAAUGGAUAUCGAUCCCUCCUGAACCACCUUAAGGAGGCAUUGCCCAAGUCUUGUCUUCAUUUGAAUUCAGCUGUAAAAACCAUUGACUGGCAUGGAUCUUUGGCUACAUCUACCAGCUGCAAUUUAACAUUAUGGUCCGGCCAGGUAAUAAGAGCAGACCAUGUUGUCUUCACCCCAUCUUUAGCAGUCUUGAAAGCAGUGGCUGAAGAAAUGUUCAACCCUCCAUUACCAAUUGAGAAGUCAAGAGCCAUUGAGGGCUUAGGGAUUGGCGUUGUGGACAAGAUAUUCAUCCAGUUCCCACAGCAAUGGUGGGAGACAGGUUGUGAUGGUUUCAGCUUUUUAUACGACCAGGAAACCCCAGAAACAAUAACAAAGGAGAACUGGGAGUAUGGAAUUUUAGGCUUCUAUGAGGUGUUCAAACAACCCAACAUGCUUUGUGGGUGGAUCACAGGACCAGCAGCUCGUAUGAUGGAGCAAGUCCAUGAAGAGGAAGUGAUGAAGCGUUGUGUUUCCUUCCUGAGGAAACGUUUAGCAUCCAAGUUCCAAAUUCCGGAUGCACUUUGGGGAUCAAGAUCAACAUGGGGUCAGAAUCCUUGGGUAAAAGGGUCUUACAGUUUCCGCAGCAUCAAGUCUGAAGCUAUGAAUGUUUGGGCUGCAGACCUAGCAUCCCCUUUGAUUAAUGCAAAGGAUGUUCCUGUCGUCUGCUUUGCGGGAGAGGCAACCCAUGACUACUUUUAUUCUACGGUUCAUGGUGCUGUCGAAACAGGCAGGAGAGAAGCGGAAAGGUUGAUCCAGUAUUUGUCGAGAAGUCAAGGCAAUCAAGAACCAGCAUUAUCAGCAGCAACCUCUAGUCAGAGAAAAGACAUACCUUCUACAGUACAAAACUCUGUCACAGAGAACUCAUCCCAGAGUGGAGAAAUAAACAGGGCAGUUAAAGAUGUUCCAGUGCACGUGAAAGUGUGCAUAGUAGGUGGAGGAGCAGCUGGACUUGCAGUGGCUCAGAGACUCGCAGAGGCAGGAGAGAAAAGUCUUCUGGUACUCGAAGCCCAGGGAGAGCUAGGGGGAAGGAUACAUACAUUCAGACACGGAGAUCAUUUGAUUGAGUUGGGAGCCCAUUGGAUGCAUGGAGAGGAGAGGAAUGUUGUUGCACAUAUUGCAAAAUCCAUUAAUGAAGCUGAUAAGACUGUAACACUUACACAGACAGGCCUGGGUGACAAUCGCGUGUUCAUGAAAGAGGGAGGGAAAGUCGUUGAUCCUGCCAUUUGGAAAGCCUGUCUGAAUGCCUUGAUCAAGAUUGAGAAAGAGAGUAAAGAUGCCCUUAGGAGGUACCAAGGUUCCUUUGGUGAUUUUCUGUAUGAGCAAUUUCAGAAAGUGAAUAAGUGGGGUGAACUUGGCUAUGACAUCCUAGCCACUUUUGAGAAAUAUCAGAACUUCCACAAUGCCUGUGACUCGUUGGACCAGCUGGGUGCCCGGGGAUUUCUGGAAUACAAAGGGGAAGAAGACCCUGGGAACCCCUUCCUUAACUGGAAAAAGGGAUUCUCUACUUUAAUUGAUUUUCUGAGAGAAAAAGUGCCAACAAGCAAGAUUUGGACCAACUCUCCUGUUGUAAGUGUGGAGUGGGGCACUGUCACACCAUCAUCUCCAAGCUGUUGCAGAAUUAGGUUGGCAUCUGGACGUAUCAUUGAAGCUGACCAUGUGGUGUACACUCCAUCCUUGGGUGUGUUGAAAGCAACACAUCUUCAGACAUUUACACCUCAGUUACCAAUGAAGAAAGCUCAGGCAAUUGAAGGUCUCUGCCUAGGGUUAGUUAACAAGAUCUUCAUAGAAUUCCCAUACCGCUGGUGGCCAAGUGACUGCGAUGGAUUUACACUUGUUCCUGACAUUGAUAUUCGGAGGACACCCAUAACCCCAGAGAAUUGGCACGAGCAUCUCAUGGGAUUCUACAGUACUCACCGACAGCCAAGAAUGAUGUGCAUUUGGGUUGGGGGAGAAUGUGCACGUGCCAUGGAGGUUUUACCUGAAGAGACUGUUGCUAAAAGAUGCAUUUCUGUUCUACGAAAAUACCUUGGGAGGACAUACACUGUCCCUGAUCCAAUAUUUUGUAAAAGGAGUAAAUGGGGAAGUAACAAAUGGACUCGUGGAUCCUACAGCUUUAGAAGUAUCAAGACUGACAGCAUGAACGUAUGGGCAGAGGACCUGUCUGAACCUGUGACCAAUAUUCAUGGCAAACCUCUGCUGUGUUUUGCGGGAGAAGCCACGAGCUCUGAAUUCUUCUCUACAGUCCACGGUGCUGUUGAAAGUGGAUGGCGUGAAGCUGAAAGAAUCUUAAGAUACAUCAACAGCAUGCCCUCUAACCCUUCAGGCAGACAGACGACAACAAGGGAAAAGUACAGUGUCAUCAUAGUGGGAUGUGGAGCCUCUGGCAUUGGGGCUGCAAGAGAGCUAACUGCCAAAGGAAUUCAAUCUGUUCUCAUUCUGGAAGCCAAUGAUCGCGUUGGUGGAAGAGUCAACACCAUCCGAACCCCCCCACAAGGUGUAGUCGAUCUUGGAGCCCAGUGGAUACACGGGGAGGAAGGAAACGUCAUCUACCAGUAUGCAAAGCCAAGAGGACUUAUACAUCACAAACUGUCAGUUGAUGGGAAAGGUGAAUUUUACAUGGAGAGUGGAAAGCUGAUACCAGAAGAUAUAGUGAAAGAGGUGGUGGAUCUGCUCGAUGAAGCUGACAGUGAUUGUCAAGAGUUUGCCCACAAGGGAAUAGCGGCUCCACCUGAGCUGUCAGUUGGGAGGGUUUUCAGGGAGAAGUUCCUGCAGUACAUGAAUGACUCAGAAACGGAACAUCCAGAUCGAAGGAAACUGAAGGAGGCUAUGUAUCAUUGGGUCCUAAGGUGGCAAAGGAUAGAUAAUUCUUGUAACUCAAUAAAAGAAUUGUCGGCAAACUGUUGGGGCAAUUACAUUUUCUGUGAUGGGAAUGAGAACAUGAACCCCAAGGCUGGAUACAUUUCUGUUCUCGGUUCCAUUUUAGAAAAGUCAAGAGCUAAUUUACGUCUGAACUCGGAAGUUUCCAGCAUAAAUUAUGCAACAGAGGUUGUAGUUAAGAAUGGUUCUCUCAUUCGUCCUGAUGGCUGCACAUUGCCUGUGAUUGUGAAAUGCAGAGAUGGCAAAGAGUUUGAGGCAGAGCACGUCAUGGUGACGCCAUCAAUAGGCUACCUGAAAGCCCACCCUAAUCUCUUCUCACCUCCUCUUCCUCAGGGAUUGCAGAAAGCCAUUACAUCCACUGGUUUUGGAACAAUAGACAAGAUCUUUUUGGAGUACGAGCAGCCCUGGUGGCCCGAAGACUGUGAAGGUAUUCAGAUAGUGUGGACCAAAGAUAUUCCAGACUUUGAUAAAGUUAUGCAGAGGUCACAACUGGUUGAUGGCACUGUGGAAGAGAUGAAGCAGUUCUGGGUGCGUGCCAUCUCUGGGUUUGAUCCAGUGUUCAACCAGAAAGCCAUGCUGUGUGGCUGGAUUGGUGGGGCUGAGGCAGAGUACAUGGAGACGCUGUCUGAGAGGGAGGUGGGCGAGGCUUGCACACAGCUGCUAUGCCAUUUCCUUGGAAGGAGUGAUAUCCCAAAUCCCAAAAGAGUAUUCAGAUCGCAGUGGGCAACUGACCCCUUCUUCCGAGGAUCCUACUGCUACCAUAGCCUGGGUUGUGAGUGCCUUAAGGAGGACAAGGAAGAGAACCAUCUGAAUACUCCAGUGUGUGCUGCGACGGGCGAUGGUCGGAAGGUCCCUGUGUUGGUGCUAGCUGGAGAAGCUAAUAGCAAAUGCUACUAUUCUACUGUCCACGGAGCUCUACAGAGUGGUAUGAAACAAAUUUCCCAUUACAUCCAAAGUACCACAAGACUGCACCAGGAUCAGAACCUAUUAAAGAGUAAAAUGUAAUGAAAUUCCACAUCCACAAGUGCAGACAACAGGUAAUAAUUGCAUGGAGAGUAAUUACAGAUUGCAUUUGAGGUAUGGAAUGUCUUUAUUUUCUCUUACUAUUAUUGUUAUUGUUAAUGUUCAAAUUCUGUUGAUUGUAUUUGUAUUAUGGUUUCUUGAAAUUUUAUGAGGAAAAUUUAUAUCCUUGAAUGUUGUUGAAAACUCUUUUAGAUUUAGAAGUUAGUUUAAUAUACUGAAUGCUGUAGACACUAGAGUAAGAAUAGUGGUUUUAUGAUACUUUUAUAAGGGUAUAUGUUAUGUAUCUGUUAAUCAAAUGAAGAUUAUUUUAUAGAAAUUUUCUAGAAUACGUACAAAAUAUUUUUUGUAUAUCAAAGAUGGUUAUUUUCCUAAUUUAACACUAUUGUGUAGCACUAAUAUACAAGUGUCAGUAACUAGAUUGUUUAUAUAAAUAUAUAUAUAUAUAUUUAUAUUAUACAUAUUCUUUCAAGAAGACAUGUUAUUGUUAUUAUGGAGAUAUGUACGAGACAGUGCAGGGGAGGUUGUUGAGUAACGAUGGUGCCUGUUUCUUUCCUAUGUUUUCUAAAGAAGCUUUAGUUCAAGGGUUAAAGUAUUAGAUUUAGUAGGAAAUUCUAUUUCUCCAAGUAGAAUACAACAUGAGUGUUUCAUAUUUGUUUGUGCCACAUUUUCAUGAAAAGGGACAUAGUGUAAAGAUAUUAGUAUUUAGUUUUGAUAUAAAACAAUAUAUAUAUAUAUAAUGUUAUCUGAAAUUAAAGAGUUGUGUGUCUGUUUUGUGCCAUAUUUUUAGAAGAGGUGUAUUUAGUUUUUUAUAAUUUGAUACAUCAUGGAUUGAUAUCACUGUAGAAAGCUCAUUUCCUUUUCCAAAGUACUUGAAAAAACUGUUACAAGAAAUAUAUGUGAGAAAUCACUUUCCAUUUUGCCUCAGAGUUAAAAAAAAAAUAAUAAUAAUUCAGUAGUGUAUAUAACCCAACGCGCACAGGCUUUUUUUGGCAGCUGUGCAGUCCGCCAAACAGGCUGCCUCUGUAGGGAUGCCACCCCGGGUUAAUAAAUAUUUUCUGCUGAUAAUGUGUUUCAUUACCAGAAGCUAAAGUAGGUCUGAGUUUUGUUACAAAUGAAAGGGAAAAAAUUCACUGAAAAGUACUUGCUUUAAUUACAAGCUUACAUAAUCAAUAUACAAGAUUCAUUUAUAAAGAACCCUUCAGUUAUAAUAAUUAUUAAUUUGUAAAAAAAAAAAUCACCUGGCAGUUAUUCUUCCUACUCAUAAUGACUGUUUUAUGACUAAACUAAUAUUUACAAUAUAUAAUUUACAAGUUAUUAAUGUUUAACAUAAUAUUCAUUUGAUUGUGCAAAUUGUUCUUUUUUUAUAAAUUAAGUAGAAUUUCUAGCUGCCUACAUAUAACUAUGUAUCAACAAAAAGCCUUAAUAAACUUUUACAAGAUCUAUCUGCAACUAGAUCUUACUAAGUCUCAACCAUUCACAGGAUCUACAGAUUUUCACCUUUCAUAUACACAUCAACACAGUCUGGUUGUUAUAUUAACACAAUUGUACAUAACAUUAAAAAAAAAAAAUAAAACAAAAGAAAAAAAAA
Molecule: messenger RNA, 6306 nt
Organism: Penaeus chinensis
Lineage: Eukaryota; Metazoa; Arthropoda; Malacostraca; Decapoda; Penaeidae
Exons: 31
Coding region: 189-4700 (1503 amino acids)
Molecular function (GO): polyamine oxidase activity
Source: RefSeq, a predicted model, not a curated record